Molecule: messenger RNA, 1295 nt
Organism: Durusdinium trenchii
Lineage: Eukaryota; Dinophyceae; Suessiales; Symbiodiniaceae
Source: the annotation of a GenBank genome assembly
GUAGCUCAACUCGGCACACUAUUGAAUUGAUGCUCCGACCCUCACGAGCCUUCCCUUCUCAUCAACACAUGGCGACAUGGACUAACAUGGCCCUUUGUCCUUUGGCUCAAGUCAUUAGUCGAAGGGGGUCUCCCCAGUUCAAUUGCUUGCGAUGGCCGACGACGGAGUGGCUGAUCAAGCCUACGAUGAGGCCAUUCCCGUGGAGACUGACGAUGAGGUGAGUACUCCAGGUACCUCCGAGGCUGGCACGCCGAAGCAGCCGCCACCUGCCGGGCCGGGGGGCAGCGCCAAGAGAGGUGGAGGAGGAGAUGAAAGCAGUGGCGAGUCAGAGAGCAGUGAGGGAUCAACAUCUGAGUCCAGCGAUGGGGAGGACGGAAAGAAGUCCUCCUCCAACCUGCCAGCUGGAGCGUACAACCCGGAUGACUUCAAAAAUAUGAAGGGAGUCUCCGCAGAGAUUGAAGAGCUCUUUAACUGCAUCACCAGGUACAAGCCACAUACAAUCGAGCUGGACACAGUUCUGAAGCCAUUCAUCCCAGAGCUGAUCCCCAGUAUUGGCGAGGUGGAUGCUUUUCUCAAGAUGCCGCGGCCCGACGAAGCAACCAGUGGUUUGGGCACCACACGUUUAGAUGAGCCCACUCUGAAUCCAUCUGAUCCAUCCAUCCUGGACUUGCAACUUCGAUCUCUCAGCAAGAACCAGGACCUUCAACCAAUGGAGGUCCGGUCCAUUGAAAAUGCCGAGAAGAAUCCGAAGGAGAUUGACAACUGGGUCAAGCGGAUUGACCACCUCAACCGAUCAAAGCCUGCACCUACGGUGCAAUAUUCAAGGAGGAUGCCAGACAUCGAGCAGCUCAUGCAAGUUUGGCCCGGUGAAUUCGAGGAGUUUCUCCAGAACAAUCCUCUACCGGAUCUUGCCGAUCUAGAGUUGGAUUUGCCGAGCUAUGUGAAGAUUUUUGCAUCCGUCCUGGAUGUGCCGGUCUACAACCAGAUCACGGAGACAUUGCAUGUCAUCUUCACACUCUAUUCCGAGUUUAAAUCCAAUCAGCACUUCUCAAAGACUGACACUGCUGGCAACUUCGGCGACCAGUACAACUUUGGCUCUGUGCCGGCCUCUUUUGGGCAGCCGAGCGCCUCGGCGCAGCCGCCGGCCUUUGGCUCGGCAGAGUCUAUGGCACCCAGCCGAGCCCCAUCGCCGGUGCGGCAAUAAGAUGCAAGGCCGUGUAGGAAAGAAUCCCAUCGCCCGAAAGUGGGUUCUCAAAAGCCAUUGUGCAGACAACUUGUGUCAAACGAUAUUAAAU